Messenger RNA from Glycine soja, 2167 nucleotides. RefSeq names its product O-fucosyltransferase 36-like. The coding region runs from base 207 to 1838 and encodes 543 amino acids. Lineage: Eukaryota; Viridiplantae; Streptophyta; Magnoliopsida; Fabales; Fabaceae. Gene Ontology annotation, biological process: protein O-linked glycosylation via fucose. The record is from RefSeq and is a predicted model, not a curated record. Gene Ontology annotation, molecular function: peptide-O-fucosyltransferase activity. The transcript has 3 exons.
GUCCCAACUACCGACUCAUUUGUGCUUCCUCUGUUGGCAUCUCCUCCGCACACACACAUGUUUUGUUGUUUAUCGUCGUCGCUGACUCGCUCACUGCCACUCACUCACUCACUCACGCGCCACGCCGAACGAGUCACUAACUCAGAUUGAUCCCUCGCUCCCUCCCUGACUCACUCGCCGCCGUGGCCAACCACAAACCACUUCAAAUGGACUCCUCCUCCGACGAGGAAGACGACCACCGCAACCUCGUCGACAACAACCACCGCAAGCCGCCGUCCUCCCCCGCUGCCGUCGCUUUCCACGUUGAGGAUCCCUCCCCGCGCUUCCGCCGCGCGAAUUUCACGCUCCAGAAGAAGUACAUUUUCGCAAUCCUCGCUAUCCUCUUCCUCCUCCUCUUCUUCUCAAUCACCGAUCUCCACAAACUCUUCUCAACAACCUCUUCCUUCAGAUUCGAUUCCCUCACCGAUCGAAUGAAGGAAUCCGAAUUGCGCGCCAUCAACCUCUUAAAUCAACAGCAGCAAGCGCUCUUAACUGCGUGGAACCACACGCUCCGAACCAACGCUUCGGAUCCGAACCUAUUAGAGGAUCUGAAAUCUUCUAUCUUCAAGCAGAUUUCCCUCAACCGCGAGAUUCAGCAGAUUCUGUUAAAUCCGCAUUCCACAGGAAACAACGCAAUCGAGCCCGAGUUGGAUUUAAACGCUACUCUAAACGGCGUCGUUUACGAUAGGUGUAGAACGGUGGAUCAGAACUUGUCGCAGAGGAAAACCAUCGAGUGGAACCCAAAGGAUGGUAAAUUCUUGCUCGCUAUAUGCGUUUCGGGGCAAAUGUCGAACCAUUUGAUUUGUCUGGAGAAACACAUAUUCUUCGCUGCGUUGUUAAAUAGGGUUUUGGUGAUUCCUAGCUCCAAGGUGGAUUACCAGUACGAUAGGGUUGUGGACAUUGAUCACAUUAACAAGUGCUUGGGGAAGAAAGUGGUGGUUUCGUUUGAGGUGUUUUCGAAUUUGAAGAAGGGGCAUUUGCACAUCGAUAAGUUCUUGUGCUACUUUUCGCAGCCUCAGCCUUGUUACUUGGAUGAUGAACGGUUGAAGAAGUUGGGUGCGUUGGGUUUGACUAUGAGUAAGCCUGUGGCUGUGUGGGAUGAGGAUACCCGAAAUCCGAAGAAGAAGACGGUUCAGGAUGUGCUGGGGAAGUUUAGCUUUGAUGAUGAUGUUAUGGCAAUUGGAGAUGUGUUCUAUGCUGAAGUGGAACGGGAAUGGGUGAUGCAACCGGGUGGGCCAAUUGCUCACAAAUGCACGACUCUCAUUGAACCUAAUCGUCUUAUUUUACUCACUGCUCAGCGGUUUAUUCAGACAUUCCUGGGAAGGAACUUCGUUGCAUUGCACUUUCGGAGACAUGGGUUUUUGAAAUUCUGUAAUGCUAAGAAGCCAAGUUGCUUUUACUCCAUUACUCAAGCUGCAGAUUGCAUCUUGAGGGUCGUUGAGAGGGCCGAUGCACCUAUCAUCUAUCUUUCUACGGAUGCAGCAGAAAGUGAAACCGGUCUGCUUCAGUCACUAGUUGUGUUGAAUGGCAGGCCUGUUCCUCUUGUAAUACGUCCAGCUCGAAAUUCAGCAGAAAAAUGGGAUGCUCUGUUGUACAGGCAUAGAAUGGAUGGAGAUUCACAGGUGGAAGCCAUGUUGGACAAAAGUAUAUGUGCCAUGUCUAGUGUGUUCAUUGGAGCCCCUGGUUCCACUUUCACUGAAGACAUCCUGCGGUUGAGAAAGGACUGGGGAUCAGCAUCCAUGUGUGAUGAGUAUCUUUGCCAAGGUGAGGAGCCAAACAUUGUAGCGGAAAAUGAAUGACAACAAAAAACGGUUUUCUCGAGCCCAUGACUCUGGACCAGCACACGUAUUUUCUUGUGCCAUGAUUGGGGAUUUGUCAAUGUGAGUAGUCAUGUAUGAUACUAGAAUUAGCCAUGUUAAUGUAAUGUAUAAGUUUUGCUUGUUAUACAUAUUCUUUUGUCAUAAUCAUUAUAAUUUGUAUUUGUUGUAUUAUCGACACAUUGAUCCAGAAUUUGCCCCAAAGCAAUUGUGGCAUUUCAACAUUUUAUUUCUCUUUUCUCAUUGUAAAUAUUACUGAUACAAUAAUCACUAGCGACUAGCCGUGUAUUGAAAUUGAAUGGAUUAUUGAA